ACAGACAUACCCAUGUGGGCGCAUGCACGUGAACUAAUAAAAGGUUUACAUGUGUAGUCUUAUGUCAAGAAUUUAAAUACCCCCAACUACUUCCACUCAAGGUGUUAAAGCAGUUGGAGAUUUCUAUAGUGUAGGUUCGUGAAGCUGUCCAAACAUAUGGCGCCGUCUGUGGGAAAUUGAACAAAAAGUGGUGUAGCUUAACUAGCUGAAGUUAAAGAUGAUACGUACCUUUAUUGGGAAUCGCCCUCCAAGAGAUGACAUGGACGAACAGGAUAAUACUCAGCCUUUGGAGAGUGACCCAAAUGACUUUCAGCCAAUGCCAAGGAACCUUUUUGUUAGAGGAGCGGAACAAGAAUAGUUGAAUAGCUCAGAUGAUGAAUGAACACCUACUGGGUAUGCAACCCAGCCUAAAGAACAAUUUCACAUUCCAGCGGAAACAAGGGGAAGGCAUCCCAGAUAAAACAAUUCACGACCUGAGAGACCCAUGGAAUUUGCUCGGACGACCAAGCUAGAAGAAAGAAUCAGAGUUCUAGAAAUGGCAAUGGGAAGAAUCCUCUCCCGUUUGAUCCCUAAUGACCCCUUAAUUCCUUUGCUGAAUAGGGGUGAAUUGCCAGCAGUAGAAGUUGCAACCCGCAACUCCCCCGCCUUGAGUAAUGUGGUGGUUCCAACCAAGCCAAGGGGAAGUGGAAAAUUAAAUCCAGAGUCCAGUUCGUCAAAGUAUAGUGAGGAGUUAAUGAAGAAAAAUGCAGAACUCGAAAAGCAACUUAAAGAUAUACAAAGGUCUGUUGACAAGCUGAAAAGUCCGAGGUCGCAUCAACAAGCCUUGGAUUUAGACAGCACUCCUUUCAACUUGUCCAUUACAACAAAACCAUAUCAAGAGGGAUUCAAGAUUUCUCACUUAGAAACAUAUGAUGGUUCUGACGACCCAAUCGAACACUUGCACACCUAUCAGGCCAUCAUAAAAAUUCAGAAUGCUACUGAUGCGAUGAUGUGCAAAGUGUUACCUGCAACGUUGAAGUCCAUUGCUAGAAGAUGGUACCACAAGCUUCCCAGACACUCCAUAGCUUCUUACUCCCAGCUCGCUACUUUGUUCUCUAACAAAUUUGCAAGCCAGAGGGAGAUAAAACAAAUUGCUACCGAGCUAAUGCAGAUCCAGCAUUGGGUCAAGAGACCACCUCCUCCGCUACAUGAUUCCCCACUAGUAGACAGAAGCAAAUAUUGUGACUAUCAUUGUGGGUAUGGCCACAAUAUAGAUGAUUGUAAGAGUUUGAAGGACGAUCUGGAUUUCUUAGCUCGUAAUGGAAAACUGGAAGGAUAUGUCCAAAAACCCUACGCCCAACAACCCACUGCUGUUCUAAAUGCUCUCAAGGAUAUGUGCAAGAACUUACCCCUCAAUUGGUCGGGCUUAGAUCCUUGUGGUGAUGGCUGGGUAGGAAUUGAGUGCACGGAUUCACGAGUCACCUCGAUAACAUUGGCAAACAUGGGCUUGGAAGGGCAGGUGUUUAGUGAAAUUCCAUCCUUAACUGAACUACAGACUUUGGAUCUAUCUUACAACAAGGGCCUGACAGGUUCUCUUCCAGCAUCAAUUGGGGAUUUAACGAAGCUAACAAACUUAAACCUUAUUGGCUGUGGUUUCACUGGUGCAAUUCCUGACACGAUAGGAAAUCUACAACAGCUGAUCAUGUUAUCUCUGAAUUCCAAUCGCUUCAGGGGACAAAUUCCACCAUCUAUUGGUAAUCUAUCGAAACUAUAUUGGUUGGAUCUGGCUGACAACCAGCUAGAAGGACCAAUUCCUGUGUCAGAUGGAACUACACCUGGCCUUGACAAGUUAUUUGACAGCAACAACCUCAGCGGUCCUAUCCCUUCAACCCUUGGGCUUGUGCAAUCUUUACAGGUGAUACGUUUUGAUAACAAUUCCUUAAGCGGGAGGUUUCCAUCAAACCUCAACAAUCUCACAAGUCUUCAAGAUCUGUAUUUGUCUAACAAUAACCGGAGUGGCUCUUUACCCUCCCUUACUGGCAUGAGCAAUCUCAACACCUUGGACUUGAGUAAUAAUAGCUUCAGUACCUCUGUGAUUCCUACAUGGAUUUCAUCUUUGCUAUCCUUAACAACACUGAGGAUGGAAAACACUCAACUUCAAGGUCGAGUUCCUGACAGCCUCUUCAGCCUUCCAAAUUUGCAAACUUUAAUUGGUGAUAACCCUGUUUGUGAAGCGAUAGGAGUAGCGAAAACUAACUGUGUGGUUCCACAAUCAAAUUCCACUUCCUUGUGUACUACCCCUCCCAGCAUUUGCCUGCCUGCUACAUGUAGUUCAGACCAGGUUUCUAGCCCCAGAUGCGGAUACCAUAAAGACUCUAAAAAAUCAACUACUGGCAUCAUUAUUGGAGCAGCUGUUGGUGGCUCUGUGCUUCUGGUACUUUCAUUGCUUACUGGGGUUUAUGCUUUUUGUCAAAAGAGGAAGGCAGAAAGAGCAAUCCUAGAGAGCAACCCUUUUGCUCACUGGGAUGUUAAGAAAAGCAAUGGAAGCAUUCCUCAGUUAAGAGGUGCAAGAUGUUUCUCUUUUGAGGAGCUUAAGAAAUAUACAAAUAACUUUUCAGAGGCCAAUGAUAUUGGAUCUAGGGGUUAUGGAAAGGAAAGUCAGGAAUCAGACUGGACUAGACCAGGCGACUCAAAAUUGCCCUUGGUGCAGCUAGAGGCCUGGCAUAUCUACAUGAACUUGCUUAUCCUCCCAUCAUACAUAGGGACAUUAAAUCAUCCAACUUAUUAUUGGAUCAGCGCCUCGUUGCUAAAGUUGUCAAUUUCGGUCUCUCCAAGCUUAUCAAUGAAAAAGGUCAUGUUACCACUCAAGUCAAAAGGACAAUGGGUGAGAAUGGCAUUGGAUAAGACAAAAGACUUGUACAAUCUUCAGCAGAUUCUUGUCCCAGCCAUUGUGGAUACAAGCCUGAAAGGUUUAGAAAAUUUUGUGGACCUAGCAAUGACCUGUGUGGAAGAAUCUGGAGCUAACAGGCCUACAAUGGGUAAAGUGGUAAAAGAGAUUGAAAAUAUCAUGCAGACUAUUGGGAUGAAUCCCAAUGCUGAGUCAGCCACAAGUUCGUCAAGUUAUGAGGAGGCAUCCAAGGGAAAUACCCUCCAUCCAUACAGUAAUGAGUCCUUUGCUUAUAGUGAUUCAUUUCCAGUUUCAAAAGUUUGAACACAUGUUUGUUUUGUUUUGUUUUGUUUUUUUUUUUUGAACAUAUGUUGAGUUUGAUUUUAGUUUAGUUUUUGGAGAAUUGAACAGCUUGUGUCUAGAAUUCAGUUUGACUAGAGGAUAUAUAUAUAUAUAUAUUGGAAAUGAUGCUUAUUAGCUUUACCUCCUAAAGAUUAGGAGGAAAAUCAUCCAAAAAUUAUGUCGUUUCAAUAAAUUUUUAUUAAAUAA
Messenger RNA from Rubroshorea leprosula, 3415 nucleotides. Lineage: Eukaryota; Viridiplantae; Streptophyta; Magnoliopsida; Malvales; Dipterocarpaceae. The record is from the annotation of a GenBank genome assembly.